GUGAAUUAGUACUACGAUUGUAUGUUAGUGGAAAAGGAGGUACUGACAAAAGUUAUUUAAUUAAAACAAUUAAAUGUUGGUUAAAACAAAUUCUCAAGAAGGAUACUGCCGUAGCAGCACCUACUGGUAUAGCAGCAUUUAAUAUAGACGGUUUGACAGUUCACAGAUUAUUGCAAUUACCCGUUGAGCAUGGCCAUUCUCCUAAGUAUAAGCAAUUAGCUAAUCAUGUUUUGAAAGUUUUACGAGCAGAUCUUAAAGAUGUUAGUCUUAUUAUAAUUGACGAAGUGUCAAUGAUAUCUAAUUUAAUUUUUAUGUAUAUACACUUACGACUGUCUGAAAUAUACGAUACUAUUGAUUGUGAUGAUGGUUGGUUCGGUCAAAAGCACAUUCUUUUAUUUGGAGAUCUGCUUCAGUUACCUCCUUUACAUGAAGAUUCUGCCUUUAUACAAUUAACAGCUGAGAACAUUCGUAAAUAUCUUGGUUCUUUAAGUGCUACUAAUCUAUGGACUUUGUUUGACUAUGAUGAACUGACAAUCAAUAUGCGCCAGCAAGAAGACGGAUCUUAUCAGAAUGGUAAGUUAGUAAAGAUACCACACAAAUUUAGUUUACGUGCUGUUCCGACAACGAAAAUAUUAAUAGCUGGACAGACAUACAAAGUUAUGAAUGCUAUAUUUCAUUAUGGUUCAUGUGUCGAAGAAGGUCAUUAUACAAGUAUGUGUCGAGAAGGAAUAUCUUGGAUUGAAAUUGAUGAUGUGUAA
Molecule: messenger RNA, 758 nt
Organism: Mycetomoellerius zeteki
Lineage: Eukaryota; Metazoa; Arthropoda; Insecta; Hymenoptera; Formicidae
Product: ATP-dependent DNA helicase PIF1
Exons: 2
Biological process (GO): DNA repair; telomere maintenance
Molecular function (GO): DNA helicase activity
Source: RefSeq, a predicted model, not a curated record